Messenger RNA from Prorocentrum cordatum, 2109 nucleotides. The record is from the annotation of a GenBank genome assembly. NCBI's taxonomy places the organism in Eukaryota, Dinophyceae, Prorocentrales, Prorocentraceae.
AUGCGGCGGAGAAGUAUCACAGCGUCGCCGAACGUGCAAGCGCAACACGGCGCGAUUCCAGACGGCGCGGUGCCCGAGACGCGCAGGUCGUUCGGACGAAUGGUGUGGCCUACAGAGGAUUACGAUUUCUUUGGAGAGCGGUGCGCGUCCCCGGCGUUUGUGGCAGCUUUCAUCCUGAUGUCCUUCCAGGCGGUCGUGACGACCGUCCCGCAGGCUCAUUCGAAUGGCGCGGACUUGACGCCGGCCUUGGCGGUGGUCCCGCUCUCGUUGGGCUUCGUCGCCAGAUGGGCGGGGGCCGCAGCACGCUGCCCGCAGUUGCGCGCCUGGCUAGCGCAGGGCUCGAGGCGGACCGUGAGGCAGAGAGCGGCGGCGUCAUCAGCGGCGAAGGGCGAGGCCUCCUUGAGCCUCGCCCUGCCCCCGCGCGAGCCCCUCGUCGCGAUGGCCCUGCGGCGCCCCGAGACGGACGAGCCGCUGGGGCUGGGGGUGGAGGCGGGCAGUGACGCGUCUGACGCCUUCACCCUGGUGCUCAUCGAGGAGGCCAUCAGCGGGGCGCGGGUGAACCGCCAGUCGCUGCACCUCCCGCGCACGGCCGCGCGGGCGGGCCCCGCGGGGGGCCACUGGGCCACGCGGGCACUCCUCAAUGUAGUCAAUGACUCGGGCGCGGGCGUGGGCGCUUCCCUCCGGGGGGCGCGAAGUCUCGCCGCGUCGCGAGCGGGGCCCCCAGCGGUGACCGGCCUUUCGGACGUCCGCCCAGUCACGCACGCGGGCGAGCUGGAGUGCCUCUUCGACGCGCGCUGGCUCGCAGUGGUCCGCGACCCACUGGGGCGUUAUACCGGGCAAUGGAAGGCGGGCGGCCGCUUCCGCUUCGACGCGGUCCCAAUGGCGGCGGGGGCCCUCAUGGCGCCACAUGGGCGCCGCGCCGGCAGCCUGGGGGCGCUCGCUGCGCAGGCCGACCUCCGGCGCGGCUGCGUGGCUUCGACUGGGCGGGGAGGCAAGCGGCGCGCAUCCAGUUGCGCGCUGCAGGGCUGCUGGGCCGCUGGUGGCUCGCUGCUGGCGCAUCGCUGCGUGACGAUGUGGGGCCGCUUAGGACCGCUGGUGGCGCCUGCGGUCGCCCUGCUCGAGUUCGGGGCGACGGAGCAGGGCGUCGCGGACGUCUGCGGGGGCCUGACCCAGCACUGCGCGGAGCUGCUCGCGUCGCUCGCGCAGGGGUGGGCCGCGGUCGCGGCCCGCUGCAACGUUGCCAAGCUCACCGACGACCGCGUGGUUUCGCCGGGCGACCUGCUGCCGCUGCGGCAGCCGCGGGCCCUGGAGAUGCGCCCCCGCGACGCGCCAAACGUUUCGUUCGCGGAGAGUUUCGCGUUUCCCGCGGGCUUUCGGCCGGCGCCCUGCCGCCGCGCCGGGGGCGGCCGUGGCGGGCGCGGCGGCGACCCCGGGGAGCGCAGGUGGGCCGGCCGCCGCAGAGUCGGGGUGGCUGACGAGGAGGCCGCGGAAGAGCUCGUCGCGGCCAUCUGCGCCGAUAUCGAGCAGAUCGGGAUCGCGGGCUACGCGCUGCCGCGCCAUCGCAAGGUCGGCGGCGGGCUUCGGGCCCACUUCAAGCUCGCCGUUUUGGCCGCGAAGUCGGCGGCGGAGAGGCUGCGGGAUUUCCGCGGGCCCGCCUCGCCGCCCGUGCUGCCGCAGACCCUGGAGGACACCUACGUGUCUACCAAGACGAGGCGCCCGGUGUCCAACGGUGCUUUCAAGGCGCCCAAUGGCGGACCCGCCGGCCCGGCGCCCGAGGGCCUGCCAGCGGAGCCGGGCGCCGCCUCCGAGGGCCUGCUGGCGGAGGCCACCGCCAGGCUGCGGUCCCGGCAGCUGCUCGAGGUCGACGGCCUGCGCGUGUGUCGGCGCGGGGGGCGCGCCGUGCUGGUGCCGCCGUGGGCCGAACGGGCGGUGGCCGCCGAGGCGACCGCGGCGGACGCGCACGGCCCCAGCGCGGCCGCGGGCGGCAGCAGCGAGCUGCAGGUGGAGGACGGCCGCGGAGCGGCUGCUGGCGCGGCUGCCGGCCGUUGGAUCGUGGGGCAGCGGCGGCUCGCUGUCGCUGGAUCGAAUGGCCCCGAUCGUCCUGGUUGA